Molecule: messenger RNA, 3223 nt
Organism: Cydia pomonella (codling moth)
Lineage: Eukaryota; Metazoa; Arthropoda; Insecta; Lepidoptera; Tortricidae
Exons: 10
Coding region: 809-2275 (488 amino acids)
Molecular function (GO): protein binding
Source: RefSeq, a predicted model, not a curated record
CCAGAUAAUAAUAUUUAAUAGGAAUUCUCCUUAGAACAAAAACCACUAUGUAUUUUAAAAACACUGAGAUGUCUCUAAAUACACAUAAAAAUGACGACUACGAAUGGUAGCCACCCGAUAUAAAAAAAAAAAACAAUAAUAAAAUAUUUCAAAAAAGCAAAAUAAACACGCCCCCGGGUGGGCUCGAACCACCAACCUUUCGGUUAACAGCCGAACGCGCUAACCAAUUGCGCCACGGAGGCAUAUGUCGAAACGGGCGAAAUAUCUAAGUACAAGCCGAAGCUAUAGAAUAACGUAUGACUGAGACAACAAUAUCAUCAAAUUGCUUACCUGAGAAACCUGUUUGGAGCUUUCGUGGCCCCUUCACUUCUAUUCGAUAAAGAUUACACAAAAGACACUGUGUUCAAGAUUCUUCAUACAAUUUCGAGACUAAAUUCAUGUUGUUGGAAAGCUAUAAUGCUCAACAGUGUUUAUUAUGACUCGAUUCAACGCCCGUUUGAGGUUAUGUUGACAAGUUAAGUUUAUUCGAAAGCAUAUUUAGUAAAUACAUCGGUUUUGUUUGUUUAAUUGUUGAAAUAAUGAAUUAAACAAGUGUCUUGGUAAUGUUUUGUGUUUAAAUAGCAAAGACCUUGAGUUUAAAAUCGUGUUUUUGUGUGAUAAAGUUGUUCUCGCGUUUGUUUUGGUUGUAAAAACAGUAUACAUUAUUGCUUUCGUUGGUAUUUAAAUUAUCGUGUAAUCAAAACAACCCGUCUAAUAAACAGUAAAGUGAUAACAGAGUGUUUUAGUGUUGUUUCGUCUUUUUAAGUAAAUGGCUAAUCGAGUCCCGGGUACUUGUUGUGCGGCGUCGGUGGAAAGGGCCGGCUUGCCGGGUCUCCUAAGAGACCUUCAGCGACUCUCUGAAGACCAAGAUUCUGCAGACAUCGUUUUCAUCUUGGGAACGUCGGAGGAAAAAGUCUACGCUCACAGGAUUAUAUUAGUAGCCAGAUGCAAGAGUUUCCAAAAUACGAAGCGAGGCGAAGUAUGCCGCAUCCCGGGCUGCACGGUGACGCCAUCUGUCGGCGCGCCCGUACCAGUUCGCAUGCCACACGUACAGCCUGAAACCUUCAGACUGUUCAUACAAUACGUCUACACCGGCAAGCUACUACUUCAAGAUUCAGGCGUAUUUGAAAUGAUGACGUUGUCAGCGGAUUUAGGCGUAGAAGACCUCCGCGCGGCGUGUGAAGACCAUGUUACCUCUACUUUGAGCGUGGAAAGCGCCUGCACUUUGCUAGCAGCUGCUAUGGAUAUUCAAGAUCGUCCAGGUGGUAAAAGCGCCACUUCGUUCCUGGAGCGCUGUGUAGCGUUCAUCGGCGAGCACGCCGCCGACUGCGUGAAGACCAACGCGUUCCUGAACCUGCCCAAGGACGCUCUCAUAAAACUCCUGUCGUCGGACUCCCUAUGUUUAGAAGAGGAGGAAGUAUGGCGCUGCGCGCUAGCCUGGGCGAAGCAACGCGCGGGUGUCACCCAGCCCUGCGCCCACUGGACAGAAGAGGAGCGCGCGCGAGUUUGUCACCACCUUGGGCCUCUUAUGACGCAUGUCCGACUUCUGCUCAUAGACAGUUGCGUGUUCGCGGAAGAAGUGGAACCAACCGGCGCAGUACCAAUGGAGCUGUCAUUGGAGCGCUACAGGCGAGCCGCUCUAACCGCGCCUCAUCACCAUACGCACGACUCGCGCACCAGACCUAGGCUAGCUGUGAACAUGUUCGCCGGCUCCGUCAUCCUGCAACAAGAAAAGAGCGCCUAUCAAGCUGUCAUCAAUAACUGGUGCGGCAGCGGGAAACAAGUAUGGCGUCUACUGUUCCGCGCGUCAGUACACGGCUUCAGCGCGAGCGCUUUCCACAAGCAAUGCGAUAACGUCGCACCAGUUUUAGUUCUCGUACAGCUGUCCCGCGGCGAAGUGGUGGGCGGCUUCAGCGAGGCGGCGUGGGCGGGCGGCGGCGCGGGCGGCUACCUGCCCGCCGAGCGCGCCUUCCUGUUCGCGCUGCCCGCGGGCCCGGGCCAGGGCCCCGUCAAACACCCGCUGCUGAAGAAGGCCUUCGCGUUGUGUUACCAUCCGGAUUGCGGGCCAAUAUUCGGCGCAGGCGCCGACCUACUCAUCUCCAGCAACUGCAACGCCAACAGCGACAGCUACAGCAACCUCCACUCUUACGGGGCUCCUGACGCGUCGGGGUCACUUGCACCCGACUACAACUUCACUGUGCGCGACUACGAAGUUUUCACAUAUAAACACAACUGACUAUUGUAAACUAUACUCACAUCGGGCGCACUCACUAUAGCAACGAUACGGGCUCCUGGCGUAUCAGGAUCACUGGCACCCGACUACAACUUCACUGUGCCCUACUACGAAGUUUUCAACUAUAAACACAACUGGCUUUAGCAAACUAUACUUUCACCAGGCGCAUUCACUACAGCAACGAUACGGGCUCCUGGCUUAUCAGGAUCACUGGUACCCGACUACAACUUCACUGUGCCCGACUACGAAGUUUUCACAUAUAAACACAACUAACUAUUGCAAACUAUACUAACAUCGGGCGCACUCACUACAGCAACGAUACGGGCUCCUCGCGUAUCAGGAUUACUUGCACCCGACUACAACUUCACUGUGCGCGACUACGAAGUUAAGUUACUCUCGCCGGGCGCACUGACAACAGCAACGAUACGGCACCCUUGAUGCGUUAGGAUCAGCACCCGACAACAAUUCCAAAUAGUAAACAAACCCAACUGAACUAUCCGCGAUUUAAAUAGUCCUACGUGAGAAUAGAUCUAUGUGUUAUCUGUUAGGGCCUACGCUAGCUGACGCGGACGCCCGCCGCGUGCGCACGCACGCGGGUGCUAUUUGUAGGUGAAAUCCGCCGCACGCGUCCGCUUCAGUUAGCGUCGCUCAUACUAUUUUUCGUUAACCCGCUCGUCCGCUCCGUGCACCCGCGCCAGCUAGCGGAGGCCCUUAAGAAUAACUUUAAUUGUUUUUAAGACCUGUAGCACCAUUUAUUAUGUGAUCGUCUUCCUACUUAGUUGUUAAAUUUUCUUCUUGAUUAUUUUAAGCUCGAAGUAAUAGAGGUAGAUAAUUCUUGCCACAAAACAUUAUUACUAAUUUAAGGACCUAUAAAUAUUUAUAAGGUACCUUGCUAUCACAAUAAUAUUACAAUAGAUGUAAAUAAAAAAUACAUUAUAUUUUUACUUGAAA